CCCUCCCCGUCGCCCACUUCGCAGCCUCUGCAGCUAAGCCUCGGAGGAGGCACAUGUUCUUUGGCGCGGCGCCAGCCAGAGCAUCCCCGGCGCGCCCUUGCUGGGGGCCGCCUCCGCCUGGGCCAAGCCCUUCUCUACCGGGGCUGGGGUGGGGCUCUUUGCUGCGGGAGGGCCGGCCAGCGCCGGCGUUUCCUUGGGUUGCUCGUCCCCGCUCUCUUUCCUUCCCUCUCUGACCCCGUGGAUUUGUCUCCCGAAGGAGAGGGCGCGAGAGGGGUGUGUGCGCGCGCGCUGAGCGACCUCUCCAGGCAUUGCAGGGGUGCUUGGCGCUCCCGCAGUCAGGCGAGCAGCGGGCUUCGGUGAAUCCUGCCGCCGCUCGCUUAGCUCCCGCCUUGCGGGAAGGGAGCACUCCCGCCCAAAUUCCAACCCUCGGCUCAAUCUCUUUUGGAAAGAAGCCACCGGCUUCUUUUUUUCCAGCUGGAGAACGAGAGGGGAGGGCGGGGGUGACUCAGGCUGCUGGCGCCGCCGCCGCUCCUCCAUGAAAGAAGCUCAGCAAGAAGAAUUGAUUCCUUUGCCUCUCAUCUCAGGCCGCCGGGGCAGAAAGAGAGAAAGGAGCGAGAGCAUGCUGGUGAUGCGCUGCUGCUGAGGAGCCCGAGCCGAGCUGCAGAGUUUGCAGGUCAUUAGUGCUGCACCAAACUCCGGGCGAGGUAACUGCCCUUACUCAGGAUAGUCACCAUGGAUAAUAACGUUGCUGAGCACCAACUCAGUGUCAUAAGAAGUCCACCUGGAUGGGAAAUAGGUAUCUAUAUUACUGGAGCACUUGUUCUGCUGGCAAUAGCUGGAGUAAACCUGUGGAAGCUGUGGAGGUCGGGCAGCUAUCCUGCACCAUCUCCAUUUCCAAACUACGACUACAGAUACCUAGAACAAAAAUAUGGGACCACAUAUUCUCAGAUCAAGCAAAAGAGAGCUGCGAGCAACUUCCGAAAGGCAGGAGAAAGGACCUCUCCUGUUCGCAAGCCCAGCCUGAAAAUGGAUGACACCUUUGAAAACAUUAAUGAGUUGGGCACUUUGGAGCUGAUGAACAAAGACCUUGAGUUGGCUCCCUACGGGCCACUGAAAAAGUCCAUCUCCACCGAUUCUCUCUGUUCCAUUUCCUCAAUUGGAAAUAACUUUGGUCAUGAGUUCACAGUGGGACAGGUGGAAGUCAAUAUGGAAUACAAUGUGAACUCCAACACCUUGCAUGUUACACUGCUACAGGGCAAAGAUCUCAUGGAGAAGGAAGAUGUCAACUUUGAAUCAUGCUUUGUGCGCAUCAGUUUGCUUCCGGAUGAGCAAAUAGUUGGCAUUUCAAGGAUCCAAAGGACUGCCUACUCAGUCUUCUUCGAUGAGAGGUUUUCAAUCCCCUUGGACCCUUCUGCACUCGAAGAAAACAGCUUGAGGUUUUCCAUCUUUGGCAUAGAUGAAGACGAAAGGAACAUCAGCACUGGAGUCGCUGAGCUGAAGUUGUCAGACUUGGAUCUCUCCAUCAGGCCCUUCAAUGCAUGGCUGUAUCUACAGGACAUGAACAAGGCAACUGAUUCAGUGGGUGAAAUUCUGCUUUCUCUUAGCUAUCUCCCAACGGCAGAGCGGUUGACAGUAGUUGUGGUUAAGGCCAAGAAUCUUGUGUGGACCAAUGGGAAAAUGACUGCAGAUCCUUUUGUCAAAGUGUACUUGCUGCAAGACGGGAGAAAGAUCAGUAAGAAGAAGACUGCGACAAAGAGAGAUGACACAAACCCAGUGUUUAAUGAAGCCAUGAUUUUCUCAGUGCCAGCAAUUGUUCUACAGGAACUGUCUCUUCGGGUGACUGUCACAGAGUGUUGUGAAGACGGGAGAGCUGAAAACAUUGGCCAUGUUGUCAUAGGCCCAGCUGCAGGUGGGAUGGGCAUCACGCAUUGGAACCAGAUGUUGGCCACCUUGAGGAAGCCUGUGUCCAUGUGGCACCCACUUCGGCGAAGCUAAGGCAUGCUUGCACCUUGCUGUGAAUAAUCCAACUUGGUGCCUAAACUCUAUCAGUAGGCAGAUACUGUUGGCAAAUGGAGUUCAUUAUAGCUAGGAACGAAAACUUAUUUUUUCUCCAAAUAUUCUUCACAAAAUGGAGUUGCAGCAACAGGAAAGGGGGAAAAAUGUUCAGUUGCCAAAUGGAACCACAUAAGCCUUGGAAAAGCUUCAGACAACUGAAACCCGUAAGAGAGGAAGCCAUUCAAGUACAAGGGACUGCCCUGAAGUAGCUUGCUGACAAAUAGGGUGGCCUUUUGCCUCCAUCACUCUCAAAUCACCAGCUUGGAGAACCAGUCAUUUAGUAAAUUUGUUUUUUUUUACUAGGAAUUAAGAGUCCCAUGCGGCUUUCCUCCAGCCCCGAGGGUCAAGGGGGAAAGCUUUGUGUACAUAUGUCUCUCUGUGUGUGUGUGUGUGUGUGUGUGUGUGUGUGUGUGUGUAUCUAUAUCCAUUUGACUCCACUUAGAUCUUAAAUGCAUCUACUUGGAGGUUAGAGCCACUGAAUUUAAUAGAUCUUGCUUUGAAAUAGGCAUGACUGAGAACACAGUUUUAUAUUUGUCACAUUUUUUGGCAGGAAAAUCCCGUUCGAUUCAGAGAAACUGAACUGAAAUUACUUCCAGCGUAAAUGAGCUUAAGAUCAUAACUUCAUGGAACCAUCGUCAAAUGCAUCUCCAUCCAUGGUUCCAAUUCUAGAAGAGUAGUCAUGUUUGCCUAUUGCUACAAAGAGCAGCAGGAGACCAACUAUUGUAGCCUAUUACAGGAAUAGGGAACCUGUGGCCCUCCAGAAAUCAUUGGGACUCCAACUCCCAGCAGCCCCACCAGCAUGGUCCACGAUCAUAGGUGACGGGAAUUGCAGUCCAGCAACAUUUGGAGGGCUCCAGGUUCCCUGUCCCUAGCUUCUUUUGUCAGAUGCCUAAAGCAAACCUACUUCUUGCACCUCAUGCUACCAUAAAUUAGACCUCAGACUAACAUAGGCUAUGCUGGUUUGUUUGUUUGUUGCCCUGGUGGCAUCAUUCAUUUCAACUUGUCUGUUGCUUGUUACAGAAUAGAUCUCCAAGCAACUUACAAUAGGCUUGGUAGCAUUAAUCACAAAGUGUCCAGCAUGGUCAGAGAUGACCAUCAUGACCAUCAAAGCAUGAUCUAGACUACCAUGUAAUGCUGUUUAAUCCUGAUGCCCCCCCCCCAGUGAUAGCAGCAGCAUCACUUAGAUGCUUUCUCACCAGAGCAGCUGUUCCAUUGCCGUUUUGAGCACAUGGAUCACAUGUCAAUCCAAGCGGUCCAUAGAUAGCAGGCCCUUUGCUUGCCAUUCAGGGGGAUGCAGGGUUGCUGGGAAAGGGAAAAAUCAAGAAAAAAACAAAACCGUUUUGUUUUUAAUGACAAAGUAUCAUGAAAUCGGUCAUUGAGCUGGCUUAAAGUAAGCGAAUAUGUGAUUUAAGUAAAAUUUUGAGGAAAGGAAUAUCAGUAAAAUGGGUACCCUAACACUACUCCAUUCUCCCAAGCCAUUCUGCCACCCAAUUUAAAGGCACGUGGCUUUGUAUCUAGAGCUCUUUCGCUGUUGAAGAACUUGCUGCUUGGCUUAGCUAUACACACUUCAUAAAGCAAAAUGGAAAACACAAGCGCUAAUGAUCUGAAAAGCAUUAGAGGCCACUCAAGCUUUAACUCUUUUUCUUUCUUUUUUUAAGCAAUUCUCUGAGGAUGUCAAGCCUACUCAACUUUAACCAUGAAAGAGCAGAAAUGCUGAUAUUAAAAGGGUAACUUUAUGUUGAACAUAAGCCCAUUUGACAUUUGGAGUUUAUCAAGAAAGCACUUUCCUUUUCUGCCUCCUGAACCUUGGCAAACUCCAUCAAGAGUGAACAUUUAUCGCUUUGCUAAGGCCUGAGCAAUUCUGUUGUUAAUAAGUUUUACAUAGAUUGGAAGGGAGAUUAUUCUCCACCCCAUUUGAUAAAGCUAGACAGCUGCUUAAUUUGCCUUCUGUGCAACCAAAUACCACAGUAGGGCUGGCUUUAGCAACUGGACAGAACCAUCAAAAAGAGAGACAUCUGGAUUCAUUGAGCUCAGGUGUCCCAAGGACUCUUAAGAAAAGUGUGAAAAGUUCCUUUCAAGUGGAAGCUUUGCUAUGUGCCAAGGAGAACUGUGAUGGUAGGAAGGUAGUCCUAUAUCCUUAUGAAUCCCAUGAUGCUUUGCUUAUUAAAAUGAUGACAUCGUCAGAAUGAAACAAUCAGAAAUCAAUUAAGAAAGCUGCAGAAAUGAUCAAGCAUGAGCAUCACAACAGUUGAAAGCAAUAGCAGAUUAAAACCAAAUGCAACUGAUGUUUGAAAGAAUCUUAAGAAAAUAAAUAGGCCAUCCCAGAAUUUAAAAAUGCCCUUGCCUCUUUAAUCCUAACUUAAUUAUGUCAGUCUCUGAAAAAUAUUCAAGCUUGGAAUUGCUGGGAAAAGAGAAGAGAGAAAUUUAAGGUGACCCUCCAUAAUUACCUCUCUUAAUGCCCUUAUUGCAUAAACUUUGCUACGGAAAUUAUAACUAGCUGAUCUCAAAGAUUAGGGUGGCAUUUGAAAUAUGAUAUCAAGGUACAUUGGAAGGAUAAACAGGAAGGCACCAAUUUCAAGGAGGAAGGGAGGAAAUCCCUGGUUGCCCCAGGGGGGAAAAGGUUUUUUUAAAAAAAUUGGGGUCAAAUGAUUUGAACAGGUUUCUUUCUCAGGGACACUUCAACAAAUUUCCAAACUGGAAUUCAGAUUAGGUGCCAGGGGAUGUGCAUAUGGUCUAAUUCAUGUGGGGGCAGGGGGUAGGUCAAAACCAGCAUGUUGAAAUGCAUUUAUUCAUCUUUAACAUUUUCCUCCUGCCAUCCUGGCCCUGGGCCUCCAUGGCAGCUUCCAAAGUUGUGCUUGUGAAACACAGAGAUGCUGUGUGGUUGGUAGAGACCUGGUGUAAUGUGCUCCUGGCAACCCCUGACUCUCAGAAAGUAGACUGCAAAGCUUGAGCAGUCACUAAAGGUGUCCCCCUUUGCAUCUUCCAUUUCCAAUAACCAACCCUUGAGAUGACAAAGGGAAACCUGAACAGGACAAAAAUGAAGACAUCCUUCUUGCAAGGAGAAGCAGUGGCAAAGCACUCCUGGCCAUCUCCAACCAUUAAGCAAUUGGCUGAAGAGCACCCCAAGGUGUCAGCAGUGAAGAACAGGUGUUCCUGCUCAUUCUAGCUCCAGGCCACACUACCUGCGCUGUCCAUUAUCAUAUUGAACUUAUAUAGGUUUGGCCUGCCUCACCCAGUCCCUCUACCAUGGCCAGACGAUGUAUUUUAAGACUUGGAUAGGAUGAAAUUCCAAUUUAUCUGCCAUCAGCAUAAUACGAUCAUGCUGGCCAUAAAACACAAACUUGUCUUUCCUGUGACUUUUCUCUGAAGAUACACUUCUUGUAGGAUACAUUUACUUUUGGGAUAAAUAAAGACUGGUCUUUCUUUAAAAGCUGCUCACACUGCAGGACUGAGAGAGAUACUGCUAUGAUGAUUGUAAUUACAUUUGUACCUCAAAUGUUUGAUAUUCUCACCUGUUCCCUCCUACCCAUCCUUCAAUUCUAGAAGAGUGGCAGACUUUUGGGAAGGGGUGGGGAUUGUCGGUGAUUUUGUAAUGUAAAGUGUAUCAUCACACCAUUCCUGUAUUAUGUGCAUCAUUUCUGCUGUGCCAAAGCAGCAGCUGUGCUCGUGUAACGUAUUUUCGUAAGCUUUGUACAUAAUCUUUUCCCCACUGCACAUGCACAUUGUUGACAGCGCCUUAUGCAUUUGCCUCCUCCUGCCCAAUUGCAGUUACCUAGGCUCUAGCUUUCAUGUGAGGGAGGAAUUCUUUUCUUGUUCUUAAAGCCCAGAUAGUGCACACAGCUGAUUCUGAUUCUCUUGCCAAGGUGUACAGAAUCUAACCAGACACUUUGGUAGUCAUGGCUGCGGUUACUCUUGAAAACAUUUCUGAAUUGGCUGCCUAACAUAGGCAGCCGUGUUCAAAGCCAGCGUAGGGCACUGCCAAGAUACAGUUCUGUAACGUUAAACUCUGGAUUUAAUGAUCUUCUGCAAGUGGGUAUUUCCUCCCCCCUUCACUUGAUGGUAAUGGGUGCAAUUUUAAUACAGUGGUACCUUGGGUUACAUACGCUUCAGUUUACAUAC
Podarcis muralis (Common wall lizard) is the source of this 6174-nucleotide messenger RNA. It is a transcript of the gene SYT12, whose product is annotated as synaptotagmin 12. Gene Ontology annotation, biological process: calcium ion-regulated exocytosis of neurotransmitter; synaptic vesicle endocytosis. NCBI's taxonomy places the organism in Eukaryota, Metazoa, Chordata, Lepidosauria, Squamata, Lacertidae. Gene Ontology annotation, cellular component: exocytic vesicle; plasma membrane. Gene Ontology annotation, molecular function: calcium-dependent phospholipid binding; calcium ion binding; clathrin binding. The record is from RefSeq and is a predicted model, not a curated record.